Caenorhabditis angaria is the source of this 3556-nucleotide messenger RNA. The record is from the annotation of a GenBank genome assembly. NCBI's taxonomy places the organism in Eukaryota, Metazoa, Nematoda, Chromadorea, Rhabditida, Rhabditidae.
AUGGGAUUUCUGAAAAUUCUACGAAAACAGCGAGCUCGCGAACGAGAAAUGAGGAUUUUGAUUUUGGGAUUGGAUAAUGCUGGAAAAACGACGUUGAUGAAGAAGUUCUUGGGAGAGCCGACAGAUACGAUUGAGCCAACUUUGGGUGAGCAAAAUGAGCCCAGAAUCGAUGCUGACACUUUUCUAGCAGCCUGCAAAAUAUGCGCCAUGAAAAAUGCUCCAAAAAGAGCCUAAACUUGAUGUUGACGCAAAUUAUGUAGGCUACAAAAUUUGUGCCAACAAACAGUACGGAAAAAUCACCGAAUUCACACGUGGCAUUUCAAGGAAGACAACGUGGAUUUUUUGACUCAACACGCAGAUUCACGUGGAAUUUAGAACCAAACUACAGUAAACUCCAGCUUUUCGGCUUUUCUGUAAUAAGCUGAAAUUUAGAACAAAACUCUAGCUUCUCGGCUUUUCCGCAAGAAGCUGAAAACAAAAAACAAACAAAAAUUACAAAAUUAGAAUUUCUCUGCCAUUUUGUGGUCGAAAAUUUGAAAGAACUGAAAUAUUUUAUCGUCGAAAUAGCGUUUGCCUCGAAAAUUUCACGUUCACGCAAAAAUUUUAUUAUUUUUUCUGAUUUUUAUGUUCUUUUUGCUGACAGAAAAUAGUGAGAUUUGCUUCAGUGGAUAUCAACGCUGACGCAUUUUUUGUAGCCUACAAAAUAAGCGUCAAUCUCCCCCAUUUCCAGGUUUCGACAUCAAAACAGUGCACUUCAAAGAGUAUCAAUUGAAUUUGUGGGAUGUGGGCGGUCAGAAAAGUCUUCGAUCUUAUUGGAAAAACUAUUUCGAAAGUACAGAUGCGCUGAUUUGGGUUGUAGAUUCGUCGGAUCGAGGUGAGUGGCUGAAAUUCGCCAAUUUUUGACCUGAAAUUCAUGAAAAAUGUGAAAUUUUGACCCAAAAUUCAUGAAAAUCACUAAAUUUUCAACCAAAAACUGUGUUUUCAACAACCUGAAAUUAUUUUUUCUCAGAACGCCUCAAUCAAUGCUCCGAAGAGCUCAAAAAAUUGUUGGGCGAAGAGAAAUUGGCUGGCGCUACGCUUCUGGUUUUAGCCAAUAAGAGCGAUUUGACGAGUGCGAUUGAUGUGGAGACGAUUUCGGAGGUGAGAAAAUGCGCCUAGACUCGAUGCUGACGUAUUUCUGGUAGGCUGCAAAAGAUGCGUCAGCAAAUUUGCUUCAAAAUGAGACCUGACUCGAUGCUGACGUGUUUUUUGUAGGCUACAGAAAACACGUCAGACUGCAAAUUUUGCGUUAACAAGAUAAUUUUCUGACGCAAAUUUCGCAGCUACAAAAUCUGCGUCAAGAAACCCCUUACUGACGCAUUUUUUGCAGGUUCUCGACCUCAAAUCCAUCAAAUCACAUCAUUGGAAAAUCUUCAGCUGCUGUGCACUUUCUGGCGACAAUCGAUUAGUUCAAUCGAUAAAUUGGCUUUGUGAUGACGUGGGAAGUCGGAUUUUCAUACUGGAUUAGGCCACGCCCAUUUUUCCGUGCCGCAAAUUGCAUUAGCAAAAUCUUUUUUGAUCUCCAAACCUUUAUGUACAUAAAAAUUGACACUUUUUGAAAAAUUUUCAUAUUUAUUCAGCUUUUCACACAAAAUCCUCUAAUCUUCACAAAAUUUUAUUUUCAUUUCCAAAAAAUGAAACUUUUUUGGUUCUUCCCAAUGUUUUGGGGUACUGUAGGUGCUACAGUACCUUCUAUCAAAUGCGAGGCCGAUGGGAAGUACUGUAGUCAAAUCAUGAAGUCGGUCAUACUGUACACCAGGAGUACGGUAGAGCAAAAAUGCUCGUUUCCGAUUUUCCUGGCUCGCCCCACGAUUUCGUGGGAGGACCCGAAAGCCACGUGGACAUCGACGAUUGGAGACUACUGUAGGAAGACGUGUUGCGCCUUUAAAGGUGAUACAGUAAUCCGAACCACAACUACAGUAGUCCCUUCCACUCAGGACCCGGUUGAGGAUUUUUGGAAUUUGCUGGGCUCGCAGAAUGUUUCGGAUUCGCAAGCGAGAUUUGAGAAAUAUUCGGCGGUUCGGGAAAAUGUCCAAAAACACAAUGAGGAUUUUGAAAAGGGGCUGACGAGCUUCAAAAUGGCUACAAAUAAGUUUUCUGUGGAGGUGAGUCCUGGCGCGAAAAUUUUGACCUACAGUAAUCUUUGCAGCUCGACUCUGAAAUCGCUCCACUCUCACUGGAUUUAUCCACCCUAACCCCCACAAAAAUUCAAAAUCCAACCAAAAAUCCCCGCCAAAAACGUCAGACUGCAAAUAGUACGGUAGACUGGCGUUUCGCGAUGAGACCCGUCUUCGAUCAAGCACAAUGUGGUGGUUGUUGGGCUUUUGCCAUGGUGGCGAUGGUCGAGGGAGUACUGUAUUUAAAGGGACACAAUGAGACGGGCGAUUUGUCGGUGAGAAAAAAAAAAUAAAAAUUGGUGGGAGGUAGUGGGGAUCGAACCUGCGACCUUGCACCCCGCGUUAACCCGAGAAAAUCGAGUUUUCUUCGAAUCACAAGGCCGCUGGAUCGAUCCCCGGUGUCUGCGAACAACAUUUUUUUAAUUUUUUUUUUCGCAGAUUCAGCAACUUUUGUCUUGUGACGUGGCAUUUGACACCAAUUUCGGUGUCAAAAAUCAAGGAUGCCAUGGUGGAUAUUUGCAAGUGGCUGCCGAUUAUUUAAAGGCGCAUGGUGAACGAAGCGCAUUGGAUAUUCCGUUUCUGAGUACGGUAGGUGAAUUUUGGAGCGAGAAAAUUUUUAUUUGAAAUCCUGAUUUUCAGCACCAAAAAUCCACGUGUCUCACCGCGCAAUUCGCACCAAUUGCACCAAAAAUCGCCUCAUUCCAAAGCGCUUUUCUCGAAUCCACAAAUGACACGCGAAUUUUGACGCAAAUGGCGAAUUCGAUGGUGGAAAUGGUGAAAAAUGGACCGGUUGCUGUUGGAAUGGCUGUGAGCAAGGAUUUGUAUAGUUAUGCGGAAGGUAGGGCUCAAAAUUCUGCGCAUUUUGAUGUAUUUUUUCUCGAAAAUCAUGGAUUUAAAGGGAGAUCGUUGCGAGACCCAAAUUAUCUAUGCGCCUUUAAAAAUCUCUCUUUCCAGGUGUCUACGAUGGUGCUUGCGGUGACAAAAUCAAUCACGCUGUUGUAAUCGUCGGAUUCACUGACGAUUAUUGGAUUGUUCGCAACAGGUUGGCCUAGAAACCCCAGACUCGGCCACCACCAUUUUUUUCCAGCUGGGGAUCGAAUUGGGGCGAAGAUGGCUAUUUUCGUGUGAAACGCAGUGACAAUAUUGAUCGCUGCCGGUUUUUGAGAUACUAUUCACAAGCCACUGAAAUUGGGGAGCUGGAAGAUUUCGAAUUUCCAAGCUCAACUUCUACUGAAGUUUCCUCCAACGAUACUUGCGAUAUUUGCGAUGUUUGUGAUGAAGAAGACGAUGAAGAUGAAGAAGAAGAUCUGCUCUUUACAUCUACAACUUCAGAUUUUGCAAAAACCUCGAUUUUCACCGAAAAUUCCGAUUAUAUUUACGAUGACUUUUAUUAUUUGUGA